GAUUUACGAGCGCUUUCCGUCACUAGCGCCUAGACACGCGGCUGAACCCUUGUUCGAGUACCCACUUGCGCUGAGAUAUGUUAUCACUCCUUCUGUUGAUUAACACAUUCAUAUUUUACACAUGUAUAACCUCUGACCACUUAUGCCAACUUCCACUGUAGGUGGAAGGCACCACUUAGCCAUGAUCAUGUGCCGCGAUCGUAGAGCCGCAUCACACGAUACGAGUUGGAUGGGAUGAUUGUCCAGCAGUUUCGAUGGAGGUCAUAUGUUGAUUUACCUGCGGAGCUUCACCCGGAGCCCAGUAUGUACUUGCGCUGGACGGCUCCCGCCCCCAUGAUGUUCAUGUCCUACGUUGAGUGGUGCUACACAGACAGGAUCACGAGGUAGUUCGGGUUUAUGCAGGGCGUACCAUUUUCCUCUCCCUGCCAAAAUCAUCAGCGGCUACACGACCACUACAACGAGUCCGUUGAUUGGAUGUACGCGAGGCAGCCAUUCGUUGAUCUUUGGGAUACGCGUAUGGAGCGUGCCCUCGCAUCUCCUCCACUAAUGCAUGGCGAAGGUUGCAUUGCCUCAUACCUACCAUGGUUCCACAGGGUCACACAUCGAUACAUUAUUAACCCCGACUACUGGCCAAAGGAGGGUGCCCUCCAGGGAACACAGCUUUCCACACAGGAACUGGCAAACCAUAUUUUACAGGAUCCGAUUUCUCGUGCACAGCGUCGACCUAGGGAAUGGGCCCCUACCAAACGUAGGGGAUGGCCACCAGUCACACCGGUAGUGCCCGAAGAGGGCACUUACUACACCCAUGUAGGUAGUUCACACCUUGCAAGCAUCUCACAUUCUGUAGGUACUGAGGGAGCAGGUACUUCUGAGACUGGUGGAUGGUCUCCAUUCAUUCAGUCUUCUACAUAUGAGGCAAAUACUUCUGAGGGGGGUGCAUGGCCCCAGUGGGUUAACCUCCCUACAUAUGCAGCAGCGGGUACUUCUGAGGCUGGUUAUACGGUUAGAUUAGGGGAUGACGAGGCACGGGAUGAUGAGGGUCCGUCACAGGAUCACUUGGCAAAGUCAUAUGUAUAUCGUCCUGACAUGUCGUUCUUAGAGGACCAGCACCACACACCUCCUCCAUUCACCCAGGUGCCAUCCUUUGGGAGCCCUACUUACAGAUUCGGGAGUCCAGCUGUCACGUUCACACCGAUGAUGUCCACCACCGGAGAGAAUUUUCCACACCUUUACCCGCUUUUGCUUCAUAUGCAGGGUAUAGUAGCCCCUGGGCGUACGCAACUGUGCGUCCACCGAGAGCAGCAGCACAUCCGUCGGAGGUUGAGGAGGUGUCCGAGCCUGAGGAGCCAUCUGAGCAUGAGCAGAGACUGCAGCCACCUAGAGCAGCGAAGGGGAAGGGUCGAAGAUGUCAUACUGGAAGCCACUUCUUCGGGCAUAAGAAGAAGUAGGCUUUUCCUCAUAUGUACUUUGUUUAUGUUUAUGUACUUUUAUUAUGCAUUUUGUUUAUCUUUAUGUACUUUUAUUCGGGUAGAACGGUUUAUGUACUUUGAUUAUGUUUAUGUAUUAUGUACUUUGUUCUCUCAUAAUGUUGUAUAA
Daucus carota subsp. sativus is the source of this 1596-nucleotide messenger RNA. RefSeq lists its product as uncharacterized. The coding region runs from base 397 to 1596 and encodes 399 amino acids. The transcript has 2 exons. The record is from RefSeq and is a predicted model, not a curated record. NCBI's taxonomy places the organism in Eukaryota, Viridiplantae, Streptophyta, Magnoliopsida, Apiales, Apiaceae.